This is a messenger RNA of Paramecium tetraurelia, 675 nucleotides long. RefSeq lists its product as uncharacterized. Lineage: Eukaryota; Ciliophora; Oligohymenophorea; Peniculida; Parameciidae. The record is from RefSeq and is a predicted model, not a curated record. The transcript has 2 exons.
AUGGCUAUGGUGACAAUGCACACUGUGCAGUCGAACAGAAACAUUAGCAUGCAAUGGGUCACAAGACAAAUGUGUUUAAGAGAGCCUGACACAGCUAAUUUGUAAGUUGUAUAAAUUUUUGGAUCACUCUUUGAAGCAGAAACAAGAAGAAUUUCAAUUUUGUUAGCCUUUGUAAAUAGCAAAAUUUAGUGCAAAGUGUAAUGUUAUCGUAUGGAAUUUUACUUUCAAAAGACUAAUUGUGGCAGUUUUGUAAUAUUAGUAAAUUAAGAAGAAGUCUAGACAGCGAGAAAUGAAGACCCCAAGAACAAGAAAUACUUUAUUUAGGAUCAUAAAUAGAAAUUUGGAAUGCAACGGAUUUAAGCACCCUAUCUUAAUACUUUGAAGAGUUAUUUGAACAUCAACUUUUGCUUGGAAAAGAACAACAUUUGUCCCAUCCAAUAUCAAAACAUCACCUAAGAUGUAUCUUAUUAAGUGGAGCAGUUUCUUCCUGUAAUUCUAGCUGAUGUAUAAAGGUAUGCAUCACAAAAUCCUCUAUUAUUUUAAUCAGAUUACAGUUUUUACACAACACUAUCCAGUUUUCAGGAAAUCAUUCAACUUGAUCUUAGUGGCUCUCAAUUUUUAUUUAAAAAUUGCUUUCUUCCAAUGAAACUAGACUCUCGAUUCACCAUCGGUUGA